Molecule: messenger RNA, 903 nt
Organism: Osmia bicornis bicornis
Lineage: Eukaryota; Metazoa; Arthropoda; Insecta; Hymenoptera; Megachilidae
Exons: 1
Source: RefSeq, a predicted model, not a curated record
AUGGUUUCUCAAGUUCCAUUUGAAUAUAUGCAUUUGGUAUGCUUGGGCGUCAUGAAAAAAAUAUUAUCUGCAUGGAUAUGCGGAAAAUAUUCACGUGUGUCCAAAUUAUCAAAUAGUCAUCUUGCUCGUAUGUCUGCAAGACUGGGUAGACUCAGACAAUGUUGUCCCUCUGAUUUUGGAAGACGCCUAAGAUCUCUGGUAUAUAAUUCCAAAUAAAAAGCAACAGAGUUUCGGCAAUAUCUUUUAUAUACAGGUCCGGUUGGGGCGUAUGGUCUCCUCAACGAUAACUUAUAUGUUCAUUUCUUGUUCCUUCACACAGGUAUUACAAUUUUAGCUUCACAAUCUCCGUCGAAUCAGUUUUUGAAUUUUGCAGAGCUUGUUCUGCAAAAAUUUGUUCUUCGUACUGAAGAGUUGUACGUAUAAUGUCAUGGUCUUCUCCAUUUGACCAAUGAUGUCAGACGUCUUGGUCUCUUAGAUUCCUUUUCUACUUUCCCUUAUGAAAGCAACAUGAGGAUAUUUAGGAAGUAUUGUAGAAAGCUUGGCCUACCUCUUCAACAAUUCGUCAAUAGAAUGGCGGAGAUUCAGGCACACGGAGAAAAUAGGGCGAGGGUCGCUCCGUCUUCUGAUAUUCAAGUAUCUGUGCCUCUUGGUUGCGAUACUGAUAUCCUCCAGUAUCGUAGGAUACAAUUUUAUGGCAUGUCCUUCACUAUUGAUGUACGCAAUAACUGCUGCAUCUUGCGCAACUGUACCAUAUGUAUUCUGUCCUUCAUUGCCGAGUAUAGAAAUACAUUCCGUUUAGGUGUUUAAAAAUUCACUGAGGUCGGUGAUAUUUUUGAUAUCGGAAUAAAAUCCUCUGCUGUAGGUUUGUAUAAAUGUAGAUAUUUGAGCCCCGAGUCCACAUGA